AUGGACGCUGCCGGUCUGAGGAGUCGUAUCCAGGGCACUCUCAGCCCAGAUGCUGAUAUCCGCCGGCAGGCAGAGCAAGAGCUCAAAGCCGCGGAGGAAAGUCCUGGAUUCUUGGAUGCCUUGUUGAAUAUUCUGGAAGCUGAGCAGGAAAAUUCGGUGCGGUUGUCUGCUGUCGUCUAUUUCAAGAACCGGAUCAACAAGGGCUGGGCGAGAUCUGAGGAUGGACCGAGUAGUACUGCGAUAUCCGAUCAAGAGAAAGUGACUGUCCGAGCACGACUUGUGCCAGUCAUUGCCCACGCACAACCCAACAACCGCACACAGCUCGUAGUAGCUUUGCAGAAGAUCUUGCACUGCGACUUCCCGAAAGAGUGGCCAGAUUUCGUCGAUACGACUGUCAAGCUCCUCCACGCCCAAGAUGUGCAGUCAGUGUUCGCUGGACUUCAGUGCCUGCUGGCGGUCUGCCGGACAUAUAGGUUUAAGCUGGGCGACUCCAGAGGCGAAUUCGACCAGAUCGUUGCGACAACAUUUCCUCAACUGCUCAACAUAGGCAAUAGUCUGCUCAACGAGGACAGCAUCGAAGCAGGUGAGAUGCUACGGACUGUGUUGAAGGCCUACAAGCACGCAAUCUACUUCGAGCUCCCAGUCCACCUGCGGACACAUCAAGCGAUGGUGGACUGGUGCACACUUUUCUUACAAGUCAUUGCGAAAGAGCCACCGGCCUCGUCCAUGCUGGAGGAUCUAGACGAACGCGAGCUCAACCAUUGGUGGAAAUGCAAGAAGUGGUCAUAUGUCAACCUCAACAGGCUUUUCGUACGGUACGGCAACCCGGGCAGUCUGCAGAAAGGCAAUGGCGAGGAUUACACCCAAGUCGCGAAGUCGUUCAUCGAGCAAUUUGCACCUGAGAUCCUCAAGGGCUAUCUCGUCCAGAUCGAGAAGUGGGUCCAGAAGCAGGUUUGGCUAAGCAAGCCUUGCUUGUCCUACACAUUGACAUUCAUGGACGAGUGUGUGAAGCCGAAGCAAAUGUGGGAUCAUCUCAAACCUCAUAUGCCCAUCUUGAUACGACAUCUCGUGUUUCCGGUUCUUUGCCAGUCUGACGAGGACUUGGAGCAGUUUGACUACGAUCCUGCGGAGUAUCUGCAUCGAAAGCUGAAUUUCUAUGAGGAGGUCUCAGCUCCAGAUGUCGCAGCUACGAACUUUCUGGUCAGCCUCACCAAGGCACGCCGAAAGCAGACGUUCGAAGUCCUUACCUUUAUCAACGAGAUCGUCAACCGAUACGAGGCUGCACCGGACGAUCAGAAGAACCCACGCGAGAAGGAAGGUGCUCUGCGCAUGAUCGGAACAUUGUCGAGCGUCAUCCUUGGCAAGAAGAGCCCAAUUGCUGACCAGGUCGAAUACUUCUUCGUGCGACACGUAUUUCCUGAGUUCAGGAGUCCUCACGGCUUCCUACGCGCUCGAGCAUGCGACACGCUGGAAAAGUUCGAGUCGCUCGACUUUAAGGAUCCCAACAACCUCACUGUCAUCUACCGCAAUAUCCUUGAAUCCAUGGCCGACGACUGCUUACCCGUCCGAGUCGAGGCGGCAUUGGCUCUCCAGCCACUCAUACGGCACGAUCCUAUCCGCACUAUGAUGCAGCAGAACAUCCCUCAGAUAAUGCAACAGCUACUUAAGCUUGCCAACGAGGUUGAUGUUGAUGCUCUCGCAAAUGUCAUGGAGGACUUUGUUGAGGUCUUUGCACCGGAACUCACGCCCUUCGCUGUCGCACUCACAGAGCAGCUCCGUGACACCUACGUCCGUAUAGUCCGAGAACUCAUUGAGCGCAACUCGUCAAGAGAGACUGACGAGGGUUACGGCGACUUCCUCGAUGAUAAGAGCAUCACGGCUCUUGGCGUACUACAGACUAUCGGCACGCUUAUCCUUACUCUGGAAAGCACACCCGAUGUUCUUGCGCACCUCGAAACUAUCCUUAUGCCCGUCAUCACGAUCACGCUCGAACAGAAGCUCUACGACCUUUAUAACGAAAUCUUUGAGAUCAUCGAUAGUUGCACAUUCGCUGCAAAGGUCAUCUCACCCACCAUGUGGAACGCAUUCGAGCUCAUACAUCAAACAUUCAAGUCUGGCGCGGAGCUUUAUCUGGAGGACAUGCUACCAGCGCUGGAGAACUUCGUCAAUUACGGCCACCAAGCACUGCUAACGAACCGGGCAUACCUUGAUGCCAUUGUUGACAUGAUUCGCACAAUAUUUAAGGACGAGAAGGUAGGCGGUGUCGACAGAAUAUGCGGUUGCAAGCUCGCUGAAAUUCUCAUGCUCAACCUCCGUGGCGGCAUUGACGACAAGAUUCCCGAAUUCAUCACGCUAGCCAUGGAAGUGCUUACCAACGACGAAUUGAAGAUCAAGUCGUAUAGGAUACACCUGAUGGAGAUGGUCAUAAAUGCCGUCUAUUACAACCCACGACUUUCACUACAGGUUCUUGAGGCAAAUGGCUGGACGAACAAGUUCUUCAGCUUGUGGUUCUCAAGCAUCGACACCUUCACACGAGUUCAUGAUAAGAAGCUCUCCAUCGGCGCCAUCACCUCGCUGCUGACAUUACGAGGAGAUGAAGUGCCGCAGAGCGUACAGCAAGGGUGGCCGAGAUUGCUACAAGGUGUGGUACGACUGUUCCAGACAUUACCGGCUGCAUUGAAGAAUCGAGAAGAAGCACAGCGAGAAGACGACUUCGGGAUUGGUGGUGACUAUGAAGAUGAUGAGGAGGAAGAAGGCGAGUGGGAGCAAGACGACUGGGAUCAUGAGGAGGAGGCUGAGACGACCGACGUCAAGGACGAGAGCACGGCGUAUCUCGACUUUCUCUCACAACAAGCGGCGAAAUUCAACAGCGCUGUGGGCGAAGACGAAGACGAUGAUGAGCUGGAAGAAGAGAGCUUACUGGAAACGCCGCUGGAUAACAUGGAGCCUUACAGUCUGUUCGAGCAGUCGCUUGAGAACCUCCACCAGCAAGAUCCACAACUCUACAACCAGCUCACCGGCACUCUCGGCCCCGAAGAAAUGCAAAUCCUGAAAGCGACAGUCGAGACAGCGGAUAAGGUCGCCACACAAAAUGCGGCCCUGCAGGCCCAAGCCGGCAGCACCCCUUCAGGUACAAGUGUGCCGCACACCAACGGCGCGAGCUGA
This is a messenger RNA of Recurvomyces mirabilis, 3165 nucleotides long. RefSeq names its product Nonsense-mediated mRNA decay protein 5 (gene NMD5). Gene Ontology annotation, biological process: protein import into nucleus. NCBI's taxonomy places the organism in Eukaryota, Fungi, Ascomycota, Dothideomycetes, Mycosphaerellales, Teratosphaeriaceae. The record is from RefSeq and is a predicted model, not a curated record. Gene Ontology annotation, cellular component: nuclear envelope; cytosol. Gene Ontology annotation, molecular function: small GTPase binding. The coding region runs from base 1 to 3165 and encodes 1054 amino acids. The transcript has 4 exons.